GUCCAUGUCUACCGAUUAACCAAUGACUAUCGCCAUGACAUGGAAUGUCCAUUUGAUGCAGUUUUUUAAGGAUAUUCAAUUGAAGAAGAACACGACAAAAAGAUCGGGUCGAUGGGGACGCAAAAUUGUGUUGCUGAAAAUGUCACGUCUCUCAGUUGUCCCCUAUACUCAGAUGUGGAAUUUUGUUGUUCGACCAACUUUUGUCUUUAAGAAAAAACAGCAUCGGAUGGAAUCGGGAAACUUGUGGGGAUCAACGCAUGCAAUCAUAAUCAAUUCACACAAAAGUCUUGAUCCGCAAAAACAUGUGUUAAUAAUGAUUUCCAGAUUCAUCACAAAUGCAAGAUGGCAUCAACUUGGACAAUGUUGAAAUAUUUAGAAAAUAAAAAAAAAUGUUUUCCCGCAUGCCAGCCGAUGUGUAUUAAAUUGACAUUUGAUAAGGAUUCCAAAAACAGGUAUAUUUAAGUGGAGUCACCCGUGUUAUUGAAUAGAGAUCAGGUGAAGCAAUAGUGGCCUGUGCAUGGGAUACAACCCAACACCAAUCAUGAAACGAAUUCGAAGAAGCAAAAAGACAUCAAACAUUUUGCUGCACUUGUCGUUGCUCUGAGAUGCAUUCUGACAUUUCAGAUGACAUGGACACCAUAAAUUACGCACCCGAUUUUCAUCUUUAACUAAUGCUGUGAUUCGCAUCAUCAUCUCUGCAUAGAAUUUGAACGAAGUUCUAGGCACAAUCGAAUGUUAUCCAUACGGAAAUAGGGGGCGUGUUUACAUCAAGAAAAAGAGGCAAAUGUGAGUGGGUAUCAGAAGUGGGUUUCCUUUACGGAGGCGAACCAGUCAAAAGUAGUCGGGCCAGCCACCGACUCCGUCAGUCGAACGCAUCAACUCGUCCCAAGCGCGUCUGAAUAUUCCUUCAACUUGAACCACUGUUGUGCAGCCAUCUCGCCGUCAAAUCUAUCCGCCAGAGAUACACCUGAGUGUCACGUUGAUUCGACAACAUCGCCCACCUUUCAUCAUCCACCUUGUCACAGACAGCCCUGUGUAAAUUGAUUUACCCGCAGGUGGAUCGUCAUUAAAAAUAAGGUUUAGCAGCAGUCGUAGCAACAGACAUCCGGAAAUGCAAGAAUUAACACUUGCAUAUUCUUUCGUAUUUUGCCCUUGUCAAGGUGAUCGAGACCAACGAACGACCCGAAACAAUAGAAACAUGAACGGAGUGCGUUUCCUCUACGUCGUUCUCGGCCUGAUGAUGAUCGUGAAUGUUCAUCAGGUUCGUUCGGAUGGCGAAAUAUCCGAUGAAGAAAUUGACGACGAGUUGCUGAACGGUGCCUCGUCCUCUUCCGAAGAAGAUGAUAAUAACAAUAAGGGAAUUGAAUAUUAUUUAAACGCCGUGAAAGGUCUUCAUCAACAGCGAAAGCGGCAAGAAGCAGAGCCUUUGGUUGCCAGCCGUAAUAGCGCAUCAACUCCCAUCGCCGCACUUUAUCGCCGAAGUGCGCUAAACAAGAAUUUCAUCCGGUUCGGACGCAGCGGAAUGAUGAAGACUGCUAGCCGUCAAGUGCAGCCGACGCCGCCCGUCAGAUUGAUGGGGUUGAACGAAUCGGAUGGCAAGGAUGAAGAAGAGCAAUUGUCCCAUCCUGCCCGUCCUUCCCGCAGUUUGAGAUCCAAUUUCAUCCGUUUCGGUCGCAGUUUCUUUCCAUCGGCCGCCAGUCGAUCGGGCGCGACCAUUCGUCGUUCCGCUCGUGCUCCUAUUGCCCGUCGCCGCAUGAUGAGGCUUGUCGACCUCCCCACUUCUUUGUCUUCUUCACGUCGUUGAAACUAAACCUCCCCCCCUCCACCAAAAACAACAAAAUCCACUCGGAAAAACAAAAAGCAGCCCAUAAUUCCGAUUGAAUGUAUUUGACUUUUCCGUGCGCUAUUUUACGUUCUCUUUUCUAAUGUUGAAUGUGGCCAUCUUUUUUAAUCGAUGUUUUUCAUUCUUACGUCUAAUUGAUUUAAACUUUUUUUAAAAUUUUAAUUUGCACCAAAGGCACAACAUCCCCGCACCCUACAAACAUAUAUGGGUAUCAACUCACAAAUCGGGCACUGCAUCGACAGGAAUUGAAAAGUCAAUGGGUAUUACACGUAUAGAGGCUACCAAAAUGAAAUAAAUUUAAUUGGAUACUAUGAAAUUAGAUGAUUAUUUAAAUUCUGGACAAAGAAAAAAAUGUUUUUAUUUAUGUUGUAAUGUUUGUUUUUAAUGGCCGUGUUACAUUUCAGUUGAUAUAAAUAAACACCAAAAGAGGA
This is a messenger RNA of Daphnia magna, 2274 nucleotides long. RefSeq lists its product as uncharacterized. The coding region runs from base 1112 to 1804 and encodes 230 amino acids. The transcript has 7 exons. Gene Ontology annotation, biological process: neuropeptide signaling pathway. The record is from RefSeq and is a predicted model, not a curated record. NCBI's taxonomy places the organism in Eukaryota, Metazoa, Arthropoda, Branchiopoda, Diplostraca, Daphniidae.